AUGAACGUUUCCAUCAGAAGUUCUCCAUCCAAACAGCAGCUCGGUUUUCCAUCCAACAGGCGCGGAGGUCAAAACGUUUGGCUGCAAGAUGGUUUCUCACCACCCCACCGCCACCACAUUUGGCAGAAGAGCACAGGCUCUCACAAAAUGAAGCAAGCUAGUUUUUGCAUCAACUCUGCGCGUCCACCUCUGCAACAAACCUCUACUCCAAUGUCCACUCCUCCCACCGCCGAAGCCAAGUGCCAGGAGUGGUUCUGUGCCAUUGUGGAGCAACUUGGCAUCCCAUUUCUUUAUGAUGGAAAUGUGAACGGACGUGCCUACUUGCGCACCACUGGCCUCAUUGAAGGCCUAACAGCCAUCCGUGAGCAGUACCUCCAUUUCAAGCAAAAUGGGCAUGCCCAAAACAAGCAACAAGCUUUGGGCCUCCUGGUUCGCAAGAUCCAAUUCAAUUUUUUUCUCACUCUUGAAGAAACUGGGUACAUUGCUGGAUGCACCCUACACCCAUCUCAUUACUUGAAACACAGUGACAUCGUUACCUUGUAUGGUUAA
This is a messenger RNA of Seminavis robusta, 549 nucleotides long. NCBI's taxonomy places the organism in Eukaryota, Bacillariophyta, Bacillariophyceae, Naviculales, Naviculaceae. The record is from the annotation of a GenBank genome assembly.